GGCAUCCCACCAAGGUCCUCUUCUAGAGAGGCUACCUAAGGUGUUCGGCCUAGAAGCACCUAGAAGCAGCGGCCGCGAUGGAGUGAACGUUACGUUUUUCUCAUUUUCUCUUUAAAUAUAACAAAAAAAUGUGUUGUUUUUUUUGUUCUUCCUCAGGCUCCUCGCCCCACAUCGUUCCCACUCAUAACCAUGUUGUGUUCCUCCACGCCUGAGCCCUUGCUGCCGGAACCGGCGGUUAGUUCUCCGGGCUUCACGUGCCGGGGCAUUCAUAAUUUGCUCAGGAAAGCCCCACCGUACACGGAGGCCAAGCUGGAGCUGCUGAGGAAGCUGAGGAGCCCCCGUGAAGGAGACCUGCCUCCCUCACCCACCAUGGGCUAUAUGACUUGGUUGGAGAUCAGCAAUUUGCCCCCGCUUCUUCCGUUGCGCCCGGACAAGCCCUAUGACAGCGCCGUGUGGAGGACGCUGACUGUCGCCUCAUCGAGACCGACCUGCGUAGGGCCCGUUCCACCUCCUUCCCGAAUGGAGGAGAACACCUGGGGCAAGUUUAUGAGGACCAAAGGAGUCCACAAAGAAGGGAAGGAGACGCGGUCUUUACUAAUGCGCAGCCUGGCCAGAGUGCCCCAGACAGAUUGUCAAGGAAACAUUCUCCCACCCCAGGGCUUUAAAAGACACCCAACACGAACUUCAACAUCCACCGCUGGCUCUACAUUUUGCUAUUUUGCUCCUCCAAAGCAGACUGGUAUUUGCUCUCCGCAGCAUCCUCGCUCGCCCCGCAAAGCGACCCCGGGAAGCAACCCCCCGAAUUACAGAGACAUCCUGCAGAGGUACCGGGAGCUACAGGGGGCCGCACGGAGCCUGGUUCCCUUUAAUAGCAGAAUGCCCACGCCGAGGACAGCGGCCCAGGAGACCAAAGGCGGAACGGCACCGGCCCACGAGGGCCAAAAGACUCUCAGCAACUCAGUCAUCAUUUAUACAGCAUAAAAGAAAACUAAAG
This is a messenger RNA of Spea bombifrons (plains spadefoot toad), 994 nucleotides long. RefSeq names its product testis expressed 52 (gene TEX52). The transcript has 2 exons. Lineage: Eukaryota; Metazoa; Chordata; Amphibia; Anura; Pelobatidae. The coding region runs from base 190 to 981 and encodes 263 amino acids. The record is from RefSeq and is a predicted model, not a curated record.